UACUUCACCAUUUGUAGGCGCUCUCAUUGCUUCAGUUCUCUUUGAGUCGUCGUUGGAUUUGAUUGUUGUCGCUAAAUUGCAAUUCACUUUGCAAUCGGUUUAAUUUCUAAAAACAAAGUGUUGCUUUACUAUUUGUAAACGGAAAUAAAACGUAGUAAGCAACUUUUGCUUACCUUUCUAUUAGCAGUUCUUUGCUGGUGCGUAAAUUGCAGUUCAGUGAAGUUUUUGAGCCAAAUACUUUACAAUGGAAAACUGCGAACAAAUAGAAUACAAAUACAUACAAAUAAAAUAAAGUCACAACAAUAGCGCGAAAAUGAAAAGAACAAAGAAUAUGAAUUCACUUUAAAAUUGAUAACAAUAACGACAGUGAAAAUAAAAACCGUGCAUACAACUAGCAAGACAACUACAACAAUUGUGUCAGCAGCAAGUGCAAAAUCUUUUGCUCUAUACAGCUGGUGUUGUUACACGAUAGUAAAAACAACAAAAAAAAUAAAAUAAAUAAAAUAUAUGUAUGUAUGUCCAUACUAUAUAGUUUGUUUGUUGUACUCAGUCAUUCGUGAGCGUGAAGCGCACAUGAAAAUCCGUUGAAAAUUCAAUGACACGAUAAGUUGCACGGUUAAUUCGAAAGGUUAAUUGAUUUUUAAUUAAAAGGAAAGUCAGCAGCAGCAGCAUGUAUGUAGUGCAUACAUACAUACAUACAUAUGUACUAAUGUAUUAGUUCAUUCUUUUAGCUACCAAAAGUGAAAAAGUUCGUGUUGUGAAAUUAAAUUUUUUUUUGGUUAAUUCUCACACUCGACCGCAGGUGGCCAAAGAAAAUCGACUUUCCACGUGGAUUAAGUAUGUACAUUUCCUCGAUCAAAUUACUGGGUUUAUACAGUGAUUAUUUAAUCGCGCGUAUUGCAUCAUAUUUGUCGUAGACGAUCAGCCUGCAGCUUGCGUAUGAAUCUUUGAUGAAAUUUUAUGCAACUAAACAUUAUUUUAAAAGAUCAAUAAAUACAACAUUAGAAAACAAUAAUAAGACAUAAAUCACGGCGCAUGAAAGUGCAAAGAAAGCGAGCAACGUACAGCGAGCGCAUUUAACGAAAAAGAGGGAAAGAAGAAGAAAAUUGUUGAUAAACACAAAAAAAAACAUUAAUGGGUAUUAUGCUACAAUUAUUAAUAAAAGUAAAAACAAUUUUCAAUUACCAAUACCGAAUAAAAUUGCAAGCGGAAAUUAUAAAGAUUGAAACGUCGCGUCGGACAGACGGUCUGUGAAAGCUAUGAAAAAUAAUUAAAAUCAAUAAAUACAGCAGUAACAACAGCGAAUAUUUACAUUUACAAUAACAACAUUCCAGCAUUCCAAUUGCUAAAAUACUGUAUGUAAUAACAACCAUAACAGCAGCUAAAUAAAUAAAAACAACAGCAACUGCGCCGGCAAUAUCAACACAACAACAACACAAUGGACGCCAACAGAGCGACUAUAAAAAAUAGUAGCGUUGGCUGCGCAGCCAACGAUGCCCGUCAAAUGUCGCCAUCGCGCGAUGAAGUCGACUUUGUUGUUGUGUCGUCUAACAACAACAAUAAUAAUAAUAACAACAACAAUCAUUUUAUCAAUGGUAAAAUCAUGAAUGGCAGCAAUCAUCACCUCACAGCGGCCGAUAAUGCAACGAACAACGCAUUGAACUCAAAUUCGAAUACGACUUCGAAAAUGUUUGCGAACUCGAAAACGCUAACAAAUGAGCAUUUACAAUACCAACAAAACCGACCAGAGACGCAACAACACAAAGAGACGGUGAAGAGUAAAAAGAAAGCAGCGACUGCAAACAACAACAACAACAGCAGCAGCAGCAGUCAAGAAGAGCCAAAGAAGAAGAGUUCGACUAAGGAGCGUCUAUCGCUGUUCUCCACACUGGGGCGACGCAUCAGUCAAAAGGCGUUGGGCCAAAAAGAUUCCAAUGCAAAUGCAUCAACGCCACAGGUAUCAGCGCAGGUGGAAAAAUCAACAGCCACGGGCAGUCCAUCAACAGCAGCAACAGCAACGACAGGAAACGUGCACACCGCCACAUCUCCCCGCCAACGCACGUUUGUGAAGAGCUCGUCCAUUGCACGCUUGUUGGGCAACACUUAUCAGCAUCAUGCCAAGAAAUUUGAGAAGCAACAACAAUGCAUAGAGCAACAGAACAGCAAAGCGCAGGUGGAUGGCAAAUUCCAUACGUACGGUGGUAGGCGUCGUGUCAGCGGUCCAUAUUUGGAUCGUUUCAAACUUUACUCCAAGGAUGACGCCGAUGUCAGCUCAAGCAAUGUUGACAGCAGCAAUGAUGGCGACGAUGCCGAAUCAACAAUAGAUUUCACCGAUAUGCUGGAAUUGAACGGCGACACUGCCUGCGAUGAGCUGCAACGCGCUUCAAACGGCCUCGAACGUUUCUGCGAUCAUAGCACAGUGGCAGCUGGUGAAGAUGAAGCGGCUGCAGAAUUGGGCAGCAAAACUAUGCGUACAUUGUCGCGCAGUUUGGGACGAUUGUGGGGCAAGCGGUUGCAUAGUGUGGACAUAAGUAUACCAGAUCCCGAGUACAAGGUCUCUUAUUUGGGCAAUGUGCUGACCGGUUGGGCCAAAGGUGAGGGUUGCGUUGAAAAGCAACUGAAUACACUCUGGCGCAACUACACGCAAAAUAAUAAGCCCGACAUGAUCAUGCGCAUCAAGGUAUGCGCCAGCGGUCUGAAAGCAACAACACGUCAACACGGACUCACCGAGUACUGGGCUAAUCGCAUCACACACUGUUGUGCGCCAAAGAACUAUCCACGAAUUUUCUGCUGGGUCUAUCGACACGAAGGACGUAAGCUGAAACACGAGCUGCGCUGUCAUGCGGUGCUCUGCAGCAAGGAGAAGGUGGUGCAGGAUAUUUGUCAUACACUGAAGGAAAAUCUGGAGCGUGCUUUGCGCGAAUUUAAACGCGAGAAAAUUCUCAAGCAGAAUGCGCGACUCAGCCUGGCCAAUGCAGCGUACGAAAACCCCAGUUUGCCACGACGCAAAAUUCUGCUUAGCGUAGGCGGCAAUAACUAUCGACCACCGCUGGAGCGCUCCAAGUCAGCGCCUAAAUUGAUGGCCAUUGAGGAGGCAAUCGGCGAGGAAGAAGGCGAGGAUGCUGAGGAGACCAAUGAGCCGGAAAUGAAGCCAUGCUGUCAGAAAGACUCACUCUAUCCCGCCAUGACACUGGGACGUCGACGCUGUCGCCGCGGCCACUCCAUAAGACGCACCGGUAAGGCACGUCCGCUUUGCAGCAUUUCGUUGGACGAAUCACAGCAGCGCAAGCAGUUGUUGGCUAACGACGUGUGCUGCCACAACAAACUGGCCGCCACCACCAAAGAAAGUGCAAACCAACAAAGCGCUACUGCGACGGCAUGCACCGAGUUGGCGGAGGAGCAACGUCAUAGCUAUGGUUCUGAUGACUCCGAUGACUUCGAAAAACUGCUCAAGUAUAACAACUACGAUCCGAGUACAUCGUUAGCGACCGAGCUGCUGCCCUACUUCGACAUGCAGCUGCACAAAAAUACCAGCAGCAGUCUUAGCGAUUUGUGCGCGCUGAAGGACGAGGAAGAACCACUUAGCCUGUUGCCGACCAUCAAUAGUGAUCCGAUGGCGCAUCCCGAGGGUGAUCUAGUGCCUGAAAAGGCGGCGAUCGAGGAGUCGGAAGAAACGCAUGUGGGCCUGCGGCGCGAUGGAGUGUGCAGCGAUGGCGAGGAGGAUUACCUAGACGCAGAUGAUAUGUACUUUCGACAAGCGACUAUUUUGAACAUUUUGCAUCGCAAUUCUAUGCGCAAAAUGGCUCAACUGUCUAUGAGCAGCGACGAGAGCAGCAGCAUAGAAACGAAUGCAUCAGCACCGCUACAAUACCGCCACCAAAUGCAGUCAUCCAUUUCCUCCACGGCAUCCACGAGCACAACAAACAGCAGCUCGGUGCAAGAUGGCCACAGCAGCACGACGACGGGCAAGCGACACAGCGGUGCCGAUAGCGAUGAGGGCUCCAUUUCGAGUGGCUGUGAGACAGCCAGCACAGUGACUGCGAAUCAGGAUGACCUCUCGCUGCAAUACCGCCACGAAAAGCAGCUACUCCAGCUACAGCAACAGCAAGCAGCGCUGCUGGACGCAGACAAUGCACAAUUCUUUGAACUGCCAAGCGACGAGCAGUCGUCACCCAUAACGGCCGAUGAAAUCUACCAAAGACUAGAGGCGCGUCUACAGCGACGACAGAACAGCGAUGCAACCACCUUCAGCAGCUCCAGCACAAUCACGCUAAAAGUGGGCAACGGCAGUGAGGGUUCGUUGCCCGACUCGCCAAAUGAAACAGUUCAAAAUAAAGUGCGCACGCUGGAAGACCAAAUAACCAGCUUGGCGAACAACACAUCACGUGUACGGCGUCAACGUCAACGUCAGCUAGCGGCAGCAGCUGCACCACCACCACGCGAUUGUGCGGCAGAUGAUACCGAUUCGGAAUGCAGCGAUGAAUCCGGCUACGUGGAGUAUCAGGAGCGCGUAAAGACUGUGCGAGAGAAGGUGUGCGAGGUGGAGCGACGACAGCUGCGCGAACAACAGGCGCAAGCGCAGCAGCAACAACAACAGCCGGUGGCGCAACAGCGUCUGCAUAAGCCACAAUUGCCACCCAAGCCGAUGCCGCGUCGAACGCUGAGCGGUGGCAGUGGCGGUGGUGUGGUUGCUGGUAGCAACGCAAUUUUGCUGACGGACGGUCCGUGCGCAGGCAACAGCACAGCGGUUUGAGGGGCGUAAAAGCUUUUAACUAUGUACACAUCUAUGUGUAUGUAAGGGAUUCAUACCAUCCAGUGAGAGUUGUACAUACCGGCUCAGUGAGAGGAGCGCGUGUGGGUGCUUAAAGUCGCCGAGUCUAUGGAUGCAAUAUUGCAACAUCGAAAACUUUUGCAAAAGCCUAGCAAUGCUGCUGGUGAUUACCGAUCAUUUUUCGAACAAAAUUUCAUUUGUCUGUUUAUGAAGUGCAAAUUCAAAUCCUUAAACAAACUCGGGAAACAUUUUAAUUGAUUUUCAAAAGAAAAAUGCUUAUGUCGCUCACACACGCUUCAAAGCUUUGUAGUUAAGUAUAAACAUUUAUUACGAGUACAUAUACAUAUUUAUAAAGCUACCAAACAAAGGAUAUAUGAAUUUGUUUUUAUGUUAGCAUUUAAGUAUUCCAAAAACUCAUCAUAUACAUACUACAAUGAACUGUACAAAAAAAAAAACCAAUUUAUA
Messenger RNA from Rhagoletis pomonella (apple maggot), 5236 nucleotides. RefSeq lists its product as uncharacterized. The transcript is spliced from 7 exons. NCBI's taxonomy places the organism in Eukaryota, Metazoa, Arthropoda, Insecta, Diptera, Tephritidae. The record is from RefSeq and is a predicted model, not a curated record. The coding region runs from base 1439 to 4753 and encodes 1104 amino acids.